This is a messenger RNA of Trypanosoma conorhini, 1053 nucleotides long. RefSeq lists its product as uncharacterized. The coding region runs from base 1 to 1053 and encodes 350 amino acids. The record is from RefSeq and is a predicted model, not a curated record. The transcript has a single exon. Lineage: Eukaryota; Euglenozoa; Kinetoplastea; Trypanosomatida; Trypanosomatidae.
AUGCUGGUGGCGGAGGGAAAGCAGCGUCUGCUGGCGGGCUUCAACGCGCAGCCGCACGCCCUACCGCCUGACCCGGCCGCCGCUGCCGCCGAAGACGAGGCAGAGAAGGAACUCAUUGCACAGUUUUACGCCGACCAGCAGGCUCGCCGCCGACAGCCUCCGCCGCAGCUGAGCACUGAGCCCCCGUCUCAGUCGAAUCCUCAAUUCGGCGCCGCACCGCACGCGCAAAAACAGCCAGACGUCGCGGCGGAGUCCACUACCACUCGCCUUCCACACGACUUUGCGGUGCGGCAGCACAAUAAUGGCGCAACGGAAGUAGCAGUCGACACCACAAUUACGCAACAGACAAUCCACCCACGACAAACGAAAAGCGGGCACGCACCUGCAACACUAGAAGAAUUUCGCCAGCAACUUCUGCGGCAAAAACUACAACGCCGCACGGAAGCAGACAACGGCCAUACAACAGCACGUUCCCACCCGCCACUCGCACCAGUUAACCUGGGCUCUACCACAGACAUAGGCACCCAACAACAAAAGGAGAGCCACAACAGGACUUCGAUAAAUACGGGACAAACAACUUCACCUUCCCUUCUACAUAGUAAGGCGCACGAAUUCAACGAAUUACAUAAUAGCAGCUCCGCGAGAAGUACGACCACAACAAAUACUAUGGAUCAGCAUCACUUUAAAUCACUAUCAAGCGAUGAGACGAGCGACCGCGACGCCAUUGUGCAGGCAGAGGAAGCCGGGCGACGUGCUGCCCUUGGGGCCGCGCGGAGCGGCGCGACAGCCAUUGCUGCUGCGGAAGCGCUGGGCCUGACGGAGACGAGCGGCCGCGACGCCAUUGUGCAGGCAGAGGAAGCCGGGCGACGUGCUGCCCUUGGGGCCGCGCGGAGCGGCGCGACAGCCAUUGCUGCUGCGGAAGCGCUGGGCCUGACGGAGACGAGCGACCGCGACGCCAUUGUGCAGGCAGAGGAAGCCGGGCGGACGUGGCUGCCCUUGGGGCCGCGCGGAGCGGCGCGACAGCCAUUGCUGCUGCGGAAGCGCUGGGCCUGA